AUGUUAUACUCGAAUUUUACGUCACCGACAAUUCGGAUUUGUAUCAAAGGAAUUGUAUUACCUGAGAGUCAUAACCCGAGUCCUAUGAUGGGAAGUAUCAGUCCUAACUCGACGAAAAUUUACUACCCACAGCUCAGUGAAUCGGCAGUUUGGGUGUAUAAUCACAAAGAGUAUUUGCACAUCAAUAAUCAUGAUAUUGUUAAUAUUAUGACAGAACGGGAAAUCUUUACACCUUCAGUAACUGACCCGAAAGUUUCUAAAAUCGAAAUGGUAAGUCCUCACAGAAUUUGUGAUGACGACGGGCCAACUAUUAUUGCUUCAUGUCAUGUAGAUUUCCAAAGCGGCCAUGGUAUCCUUCUGUCUCAUUUUUUUUAUCUAUUUACUUCCUGGACUUUUGGACACUCUAUCGUACAAGAUUGUCCGAAUGUUCCUGUCUACAACAUAGAUAAAAAUUUUAAUCCGCCUUACUGGCCUACUUGCAUUAUCAAGGAAUACGCUGGAUACCUCAACAACUGUUGCAAUCAUCGAAGAGAAUUAUCGUGUGAAGAUGAAGCUCAUAAAUUGAUAAAAUUCAAAUCAACACACACAUUUUACAUUGACGAUUGCAAGUUUGUAAAUCUUCAUUUUGAAGAUCACGAAGCAAGAAACCUUAAAGUGUCCAUCGUAUCCGACGAGGAAGUGCUUGAGACCUUGGACUUGAAAGAAUCCAACGGACUGUUGGCUGAUUUUUCUACUCCAGUGGUAUUUUUUACCAACAAAACGGACGAGAACUGUGAAGCUUAUGAAUUUAGCUACUCCACCAUUUUUCAAUUUGCUCCAAAUCUUGGAUACUUCACUCUUUAUCGUGAUCAAUCGAAAAUGGCAGCACUUGUCUACUCAUUCAGGAAGCCAACAGACUUCAGCUUGGAUGGCAACAUUGGCCACUACGUCCUGAGACACCUGCCGGAUUCUGUGGAUAAGUCCCGGUACAUCUUUAUCAAGCUCUUGGAUGCCUAUCAAGCAUUUCCAGAUGCUCCUCAUGAAGUAGAAGCAAAACAAAAAUUCGAUUUAGGAGCUACACAUGUAGAAAACAUCAUCAUAGAAAUGGUCGUUCUGCUAGACUUACAAGAAUCCGAGUAAGUAAUGGCAAUAUUUCAUUUACAUUGUUUUGUUUUACUGUAUAGAAUAAUUUCACUUGCAGCACUACACCCACUGAAAUGAUGAAGGAAAUGUUGAUGUACUACAAUUACAUUGAUAUGCUCUACUGCAAUUUUAAAAGACCAAGCAUCGGGUUUAAGAUGGUGAAAAUUAUAAUUCCGAAGCAAUCUACCUAGCAACUGAACUAAACCACGCC
Cotesia glomerata is the source of this 1333-nucleotide messenger RNA. RefSeq lists its product as uncharacterized. The transcript is spliced from 12 exons. Bases 1 to 1119 code for a protein of 372 amino acids. Lineage: Eukaryota; Metazoa; Arthropoda; Insecta; Hymenoptera; Braconidae. The record is from RefSeq and is a predicted model, not a curated record.